CUCCAAAGGAAUCAGACAGAAAUCUAAAUAUCAACAAGAUGAUGGACUUUGCCUUCAAUCUCAGUUCCUUCUUUCUUAUGCUAUACAUCAUUUCUUCCGCCUCAUUAGUCAUGGAAUACUGGAUGAGGACCAAAUCCAAGCAAAUCAACAUUAAGAACAAGAAGAAGAAACUACCACCAACACCAUGGAAGCUGCCCAUAUUGGGACACAUCCAUCAUUUAUUAGGCUCCCCACCUCACCGCGCCUUAGCCAAAUUAGCUCAGAAACAUGGAGACCUAAUGCACGUUAAGCUUGGUGAAAUCUCAGCCAUUGUAAUUUCAUCUCCCCGUCUUGCAAAACAGAUCCUCAGAACUCACGAUCUAGCGUUCGCGGAUCGUGCGGCACUAUUAGCGACCAAGAUCGUUUGCUACAACGGGGCAGACAUUGCGAGCUCCCCGUACGGCGAGUUCUGGAGACAGAUGCGUAAAAUAUGCACUCAGGAACUACUCAGUGCCGAAAAGGUAAGGUCAUUCCGGUCCAUCCGGCUCGACGAGGCCUCGAAUGUCGUUUCAUCGGUACACGAACUCGCGGGAACCGGAGCUCCAGUGAACCUGACCGCGAUCUUAGGGACGUAUUCGAGUUCGAUGGUUUUCAGGGCGGCUUUUGGGAAAACAAGCAGGCAUCAUAAAGACACUUUCUUAGAAGUACUAAAAGAAGCUUUACCUCUUGUGACUUCCUUUGACAUUUCGGAUCUGUUUCCGUCCUACAAGUUUCUCCAUCCCUUCAGCUGGAUGAGGAAACAGUUUGUGGAUGUGCACAAGAAAAUCGAUGGGAUUUUCGACAGCAUAAUCGAUGAGCAUGUCGAAAACAGGACCGCCACGCAAAAGGGAAUGUCGGAGUGUAGCGAGGAAGAUCUCGUUGAUGUUCUACUAAGGGUUAAAGAAAGCGGGAGCCUUCAAAUUCCCAUUAACAAUGACCAUGUGAAAGCUGUUCUGAUAGAUAUGUUCUCAGCGGGAACCGAAACUUCAUCCUCCAUCGUGGAAUGGGCACUUUCCGAGAUGAUUAGGAAUCCAAAAGUGAUGGCGAGGGCACGUGACGAAAUAAGGAGAGAACUUCAUGGAAAACAAACCGUAGACGAAGAUGAUCUUUGUAAAUUAAGAUAUUUAAAAUUAGUGAUCAAAGAAACUUUAAGGUUACAUCCUCCAGGUCCACUGUUGGUGCCUAGAGAAUGCCGAGAGGAGUGUGAAGUCGACGGAUACAUCAUCACGACUAAAACGAGAGUCUUGGUUAAUGCCUGGGCAAUUGGAAGAGAUCCCGAAUACUGGAAAAAUCCAGAAUGUUUCGAUCCAGACAGAUUCGAAAACGGUUCCGUCGAUUAUAGUGGAACUCAUUACGAAUAUAUACCAUUUGGUGCGGGGAGAAGAAUGUGCCCCGGAAUAUCAUUUGGUGUGGCUAACAUUGAGCUUCCUUUAGCUCUUUUGCUCUAUCAUUUCGACUGGGAGCUCCCUCAUGGCCUCAAUCCAAAUGAUUUGGACAUGAGUGAGACCACUGGAUUAGCCGCAUCAAGGAAAACCCAUCUCUGCUUGAUGGCCAACCCUUAUGAUUCUUCACUUUGA
Messenger RNA from Oldenlandia corymbosa var. corymbosa, 1595 nucleotides. The record is from the annotation of a GenBank genome assembly. NCBI's taxonomy places the organism in Eukaryota, Viridiplantae, Streptophyta, Magnoliopsida, Gentianales, Rubiaceae.